ACUUCUGCUUCCAUAAAUAUAAAUAUGAAACUUCAUGGGCACGCUUUCCUAAUUUAAAGCACCCCUUACAAUCCAGGGUUUAGGGUUAGGGUUGCGAGUUCAAAGUUUAUUCCAUAAAAUUUUGAGUUGGGCAGGCUCGAAAUUUACGAUCCAUUUCAGGUUGGAUCUGAACAUCCAGGUCGCAGGCAAAAAUGGUGUCGUUGAAGUUACAGAAGCGCUUGGCGGCGAGCAUUCUCAAGUGUGGGAAGGGCAAAGUUUGGCUCGAUCCCAAUGAGGCCAACGAGAUUUCUAUGGCCAACUCAAGGCAGAAUAUCCGCAAACUUGUCAAGGAUGGCUUUGUUAUCAGAAAGCCUAUGAAAAUUCACUCCCGUGCUCGAGCUCGUCGAGCAUUGGAAGCAAAGAGGAAGGGGCGUCACUCUGGUUAUGGUAAACGGAAGGGUACAAGGGAGGCAAGAUUGCCCACAAAGAUUUUGUGGAUGAGGCGUAUGCGAGUUUUGCGUCGAUUACUACGCAAGUACAGGGAGUCAAAGAAAAUUGACAAACAUAUGUAUCAUGAUAUGUACAUGAGAGUCAAAGGUAAUGUGUUCAAGAACAAGAGAGUCUUGAUGGAGAGUAUUCACAAGUCCAAGGCAGAAAAGGCAAGAGAAAAGACUCUUUCUGAUCAGUUUGAAGCACGGCGUGCGAAGAACAAAGCAAGCCGUGAAAGGAAGAUUGCCAGGAGGGAAGAACGUUUAGCUCAGGGUCCCAGCGAGCCAACGGUAGCAGCUCCAUGAACCGAAGCUGCAGAGGUUCCAAAGAAGUCAAAGAAGUGAGGGGCCAUCAAUAUUCAGAAGCUAAGACAUGCUUUUUGCCAGCAUAUUUAUCCAAAGUAAUUUGAGCAGAGAAAUAUCGUUAAGUUUUAUUUUUAUAUCAUUGAGAGUUAAGUUUUGUAAGAAUCUGCGGGUGUCUUGUGUAUCCUGUCAAUUCGGAAUGAAACAUAUGCUACAUGUUUUAAAUACCACGGAUUAUACAAUUUCUAUUUCUUAGUGGAUA
Cryptomeria japonica (Japanese cedar) is the source of this 1032-nucleotide messenger RNA. RefSeq names its product large ribosomal subunit protein eL19x. The coding region runs from base 192 to 773 and encodes 193 amino acids. The transcript is spliced from 5 exons. The record is from RefSeq and is a predicted model, not a curated record. Gene Ontology annotation, molecular function: RNA binding; structural constituent of ribosome. Gene Ontology annotation, cellular component: ribosome; cytosolic large ribosomal subunit. Gene Ontology annotation, biological process: translation. NCBI's taxonomy places the organism in Eukaryota, Viridiplantae, Streptophyta, Pinopsida, Cupressales, Cupressaceae.